This is a messenger RNA of Aegilops tauschii subsp. strangulata, 522 nucleotides long. Lineage: Eukaryota; Viridiplantae; Streptophyta; Magnoliopsida; Poales; Poaceae. The record is from RefSeq and is a predicted model, not a curated record.
AUGGGGUGGAGCGCGAGGCAGGCGGCGACGGCGCGGCCAGGUGGUGGAGGCAGCAUAGGAGGCUACGGCGGCACGGGCCACGGCAGGCGCGAGCACUCCGGGAGGAGCGGCAUGGCAGGUGCGGCUCGGCGUGGCGGCGGGAGCGCGCGACGUGCGGUGACUGCGGGCAUGGACAGCGCGGGUGUGAUCCGCACCCACCGCCGCCCCCGCCGCUCCUCGCUCCGCCACCUCCUCUCCUCGCCGGCCGUCUCCGCGGCCUGCCUCCUCUUCGGCCUCGCCGGGUUCCUCGCCGCCGCGGUCUCCCUCUCCCGGGCGCCCGCCGAGGCCCCGCGGGGCCGCUGCCCGGACUCCUCGCACCCGCUCUCCGUCUCCGUCGCCUGGGACCGGCGCCCCGGGGAUGCCGCGGGCGGCGCCACCGACCUCCCGGCGGGCCUCGCCACCGGAUCACGCGGCAGGCACAAGGUGGGGGAGCUGCGACCUCGAACAGGAGGCCGCCGCCUGGGGCGCAUUGAUUCGAGCUAG